Messenger RNA from Trichoderma asperellum CBS 433.97, 2040 nucleotides. The record is from RefSeq and is a predicted model, not a curated record. NCBI's taxonomy places the organism in Eukaryota, Fungi, Ascomycota, Sordariomycetes, Hypocreales, Hypocreaceae.
AUGUCGACUCCUCGCCGCCAUCGCUCGGCAUUUGCUUGCCAAAACUGUCGUCGGCGCAAAGUGCGCUGCAGCGUCUCAGUGACCGGCAUCCCGUGUGUCGGAUGCACCCAAGAUAGCAUCGACUGCAUUGUCCAUCAGACUCAAGGCCUAAAGCGGCAGCAACCAAAGGAGCCAUUUGGUCAUCAGGACUCCUUUCGUGGGCCUGUUGACCUUGAACUAAGCCUUCCAGAAGCUGAAUGUAGGAGAGUGCAGCAAUCAAUGUCUCCGGCUUCUGUAGAACAGGGACUCAGCGCAACCACAAGCUAUACAUCUCCAAGUGAUGAGUCCAAGAGAGCCGGAGAAGCCCGAAGCUCUCAUUCUGGCACUGAUAUUCGCGGCAACCAAGACGAACAGCGUACCGGGACUGAGAUAUCCUCCACAGCAUUAGGCCAAAAUAAUCAGGCUGCCCGUGUUCCGUUUUAUACAGGGGAAGCCCCGGGGUUCACAUCCAUUCUCGAUGCGUGUUCGCCGUCACAGCAGCCUGCCGCGCGGCAUAUACUAAUAUCAGAAGCACCCGUCUCAUUGUCAGAUGAGGACCGCGAGUAUCUCCGGUGCAAGGGAGUCUUCACUCUACCUCAGAAAAGUACAUGCAAUGAACUCCUACGCGCGUACUUUCAUCAUGUCCACCCAAUCAUGCCGGUUGUUGAUGCCUCGGUGCUCCUCAAAUUGCAUCAAACGGGCAAAGCCAGUGAGUGGAAUUUGCUAUUAUUAUGGAGCAUGUUCUUCGUAGCAGCAAAUUUCGUCGACGCCCAUGUGUGGACUCUGGAGGGCUAUUCUUCGCGCAAUGAGAUGAAAUCUGCCAUGUAUUCGCGUGCAAAGUGCAUGUACGACAAUGGUGGCGAGACAGAUAAACUAGUUCUCCUACAAUCGGCUCUCCUCAUGGGGUUUUGGCACUCGAAAUGGGAUGGACACUCACAGCCGUGGUAUUGGACCGGAGUCGCCAUUAGCCUUGCCCAAAUUUUGGGCUUGCAUCGAGACCCAGAUUCGGUCAAGUUCAAUACAUCUUUCUCUAACCAUCGGCGUCGUCUCUGGCGUCGUCUCUGGUGGUCUUGUUUCUUCCGAGAUCGAUCACUAAGCCUCACACUGGGGCGGCCAAUGAGGAUCAACCUGAACGACUGCAAUAUGCCGAUGGCUUCAGCCGUCGAUGUCGUCAGCGAUCUAAGUCAGAUACCACCUUCAGUCGCCAAGGGAUAUAUCCCAGAUGACUUGCCUCAGCUCGCUGAGUACUGGGUUAUCUUAAUCCAGCUAAACAAGCUUUUGGGUGAUGUUCUCACUUUAUGCUAUCAACCUUUCGGCCCAAGCCCCAUGCUCCAACAGAUACAAUCUCUUGAAGCAAAAAUAUUACAGUUCCACAUUCCAGAGAAUCAUGGCAACGAGCAGAGUCGUCUGUCAUCCUUCUAUCUAUACCACCUACAAUUAAAUUAUUAUGCUAUUUUAAUCACUCUAUAUUGUCCUUACAUUGCCAACGCUCCAUCAGACAUGCCUCUUGAGAAUAAGCAGACAUGGCAAGUUGAUGUACGAAAUAAAAUGGACUCCGCUGCUCUCCGUUCAAACGCUAUCGUGGACAAUAUUGUCCGGGACAAGCUUCUCCCCUUUGCUAGUCCUAUGACUGCUCCACUAUUAGUAUCGGCCAUGCAUGUGCAUCUUCUUAAUUGCAAAUCUGAAGAUGCAUUAUCUCGGCGUCUUAGCCUCAAUAAGCUUGAGCUUUGCAUGAUGGUUAUGGAAGAAUUAGAAGAGAUGUAUACAUCAGCUUCUGUUUACCGAGGCGUCUUCUUAGAAGCAAUCCGCCAGCUACACCCAAACUAUUCUUCCAGCUCAACGAUGAGUGAAUCAAACUCAACUGAUUUCUCCCAACCUCGCGGGUCUUUUUCGAACGAUGCGAUGAUGGUACCUCUGGUUAAUGACGAUAUUCUUAACGCUUUACUAGACGAGUCAUCAUGCUUUACGUUCUGGGAGUCAUUCAGCGAUAUCCAGAUGGAACCGAUGCAGCCGGCCUUAUAG